AUGGAUGCGCUGCGAUUGGACGACGAGAUGCGGCUGAUGCUCAAGGAGCAGCUCAUGCGGGUCUUCGCUCUCGUGCCGGCGGCGUGGGUGGCGAGGUGUGAGGCGGAGGUGGAGCUGCUGCUGGACGUGCUCGUGUGGCGCUUCUCCGUCUGGGCCGACCGCCCCCUGCCCGGCUGCGCUCUCAUGAAUCUCCGCUUCAGGGACGAGCGCACAGCACGCGCGGGGGCAGGGGCGGCUGCACCGCCUGCUGUACCAGUGCGGACGGGGGUGGAGGGGCCAGGGCUGACGGUGGGGCAGAAGGUGCUAUGGCUGGUGCUCACAGGGGGAGUAAAGUACGUGUGGGCGCGCCUGCACUCCACGCGCUGGCUGCUGCCCGUGCACGCACACAUGCCGCCCAACGCCUAUGGGAGGCACGGGUUCCGCACGCUACCGGAGAGGCUGCUGGGGAUAAGGGCGGUGUACGCCAAGCCACACAUGGCGCGCGCUGUCAGCUUUGAGUACAUGAACCGCCAGCUCGUGUGGAAUGAGUUCUCGGUCAGUCACCCUUACGUCACAUCCCUCCCUCCCCUUCCACCCACACGGCCUGCUUAUCCUCUCUUCUCUCGGAGUUAUCUCGUGCUCGAUAGAUUCUCGUGUCGGCAAUCAAGCAAACCUUUUCCUCCCUUUUCCGCCUCCCGUCGUCAUCGUCCCCUACCGCUGGCGAUGGGUGCCCUGUAUGCUCUGCACAGCCCAUCCUCAUGCCAUAUCGUGCGCAACCAUGUGCCCACGUGUUUUGCUAUUACUGUAUUCACACACGCAUGUCUAUUCAUCGUGCCUUCCGUUGCCCAGGCUGCAACACCCGUGUGGAUAGUAUAG
Messenger RNA from Closterium sp. Naga37s-1, 855 nucleotides. The record is from the annotation of a GenBank genome assembly. Lineage: Eukaryota; Viridiplantae; Streptophyta; Zygnematophyceae; Desmidiales; Closteriaceae.